Sinocyclocheilus grahami is the source of this 643-nucleotide messenger RNA. Its product is annotated as syntaxin-10-like. Lineage: Eukaryota; Metazoa; Chordata; Actinopteri; Cypriniformes; Cyprinidae. Gene Ontology annotation, biological process: Golgi vesicle transport. Gene Ontology annotation, cellular component: membrane. The transcript has 6 exons. The record is from RefSeq and is a predicted model, not a curated record. The coding region runs from base 68 to 643 and encodes 191 amino acids.
GCGUGCGUGUUUUACACAAGCCAUCUUGCCGUUGACUUCACAUAGCUCCUGAACCAAAGGGGCUAAUAUGUCGAUGGAGGAUCCUUUUUUCGUGGUUAAAGGGGAGGUGCAGAAGGCCCUGUCCAAAGCACAGGGGCUGUUCGAGCGCUGGGAGGAACUGCUGCAAGAGGAGGCCCCCGUCAGCCGCGAUGAGCUGGACUGGAGCACCAAUGAACUCCGAAACUGCCUGAGGGCCAUCGACUGGGACCUAGAGGACCUGCAUGAAACCAUCAGUAUUGUGGAGGCAAACCCUGGAAAGUUCCGUUUAGGAGAACCUGAACUCCUGGAAAGGCAGGAAUUUGUGGAACGAACUCGUAAAUCCGUGCAGCUGAUGAAGGAGCAGCUCUCUAGUCCCUCAGCUGUGGCUCAAGCAGAGAAGAAAAACAAACAGGCUCUGCUGGGGGCCACGGCAAAGGAUCGUUAUGCCGGUCUGGAGCCUCACCUGGUGUCUGCAAACUCCAGAUACAUUCAGGAGCAACAGGAACAGCAGCAGCUGAUCAUGCAGGACCAGGAUGAGCAGUUGGAACUGGUCACAGGCAGCAUCCGUGUGCUGAAGGACAUGUCCAGCAGGAUAGGAGACGAGCUGGAUGAACAGGCAGUGUAA